AUACUCGUAUUCUGGAAACUUCGUUUUGCUUGUACAUGUCGUACACGUAUAUAUAUAUGCGUGAAACGAGUGAUUAUUAAUCCCCUAAUUAUCGGCCGCUGAUUUCCAUUCCCCUGGUGCGGCUUGGCUCCUAAUAAAAACAACACAGUAAGAAAGCGGUGAAAUGACGACGGAGAGUGGGGCUGGGGGCAGUGGCGUCGGGGCAAAUGGCAGAAAAAUAACAUAUUUUAGCAAUUCAUUUGUUUUGGCCUUGGCUUUGGUCGCUGGCUUUGGGGGUCUGCUUUUUGGCUACGACACUGGAGUUAUUUCCGGUGCUCUUCUUUAUAUCCGCGAUGACUUUCCAGCAGUCAAUCAAAGUAGUUUCCUACAGGAAACUAUUGUCAGCAUGGCUUUGGUUGGGGCCAUAAUUGGGGCUGCUGUGGGUGGGUGGAUAAAUGAUGCCUAUGGGCGUAAAAGGGCCACGCUUAUUGCGGAUGUGGUAUUUAUAUUAGGAUCCUUUGGAAUGGCCGCUGCGCCAGACCCAUAUGUUCUUAUAUUUGGACGAUUCUUGGUUGGUCUCGGUGUAGGUACCGCGUCUGUCACUGCUCCAAUGUAUAUAGCAGAAGCAUCGCCAUCUGAAAUUAGGGGUGGUCUUGUGAGCACUAAUGUGCUUAUGAUAACUGGUGGACAAUUUCUGUCAUACCUAGUCAAUCUUGCAUUUACAAAGGUUCGUGGCACAUGGCGAUGGAUGCUUGGGGUUGCUGCUGUGCCAGCUGUCAUUCAGUUUGUACUCAUGCUAUUCUUACCAGAAUCCCCACGGUGGCUUUACAUAAAGAAAGACAAAAGUGAAGCAAUAGUUGUGCUUUCUAAAAUUUACGACCCCUUUCGACUAGAGGAGGAAAUUGGCUAUCUUGAUUCUGCACUGGAAGAAGAAGAACUGUUAAGAAAGAAUGCUGUUAGCUACUGGGACGUUUUCAGGAUAAAAGAAGUUAGACUUGCGUUUCUAGCAGGAGCUGGACUUCAGGCAUUUCAGCAAUUUAUCGGGAUCAACACAGUUAUGUAUUACAGCCCAACAAUCGUUCAGAUGGCUGGUUUCAGUUCUAAUCGUUUGGCACUUCUACUCUCUCUUAUAGUUGCACUGAUGAAUGCCAUCGGUACAGUACUAGGUAUAUACCUAAUUGACAAUUAUGGCCGUCGGAAACUAGCAUUAAGUAGCCUGUCUGGUGUAAUUGUGUCCCUAAUUCUCUUGUCUGUGGCUUUUAUUAUGCAAUCACCCAACGGAGACUAUGGGUGGGUUGCAGUUUUCGGUUUAGCCCUUUACAUUGCUUUCUUUGCACCUGGAAUGGGACCUGUGCCGUGGACAGUGAACACUGAGAUAUACUCCCAAUCUUACAGAGGAAUUUGCGGAGGAAUGUCAGCUACAGUAAAUUGGAUAUCAAACUUGAUAGUUGCACAAAGCUUUUUGUCCACUGCUGAUGCUGUUGGAACUGGGCCAACUUUUCUUAUACUUGCUGGAAUUGCAGUGGUCGCAUUUGUGUUUGUGAUGGUCUAUGUUCCUGAAACAAAGGGUUUGAGCUUUGAGGAAGUAGAGAAUAUCUGGAAAGAAAGGGCUCGAAGCAGCGGGUCUAGCAAAGAACCCCUGCUCACUCCAUCUCCCUUGUAGUGAUGUCGAUGAUUUAGACUAUUUUGGUGUUUCAGUUUUAAAUAUAGUGGGGAACAUUUACCUAUGGUUAUAGAGUAGUGGCCGAGUUCUGGGCAUUUUCUUGUAAAGGACCGAUCCAAAAUAAUUUGGGGUUCUUGUUGGUCAUCUAAUGAAGGUCACUAAUACGGUAUUCCUUCUGUGUUUCUUUGUGUACAUGUACAUGGAUAUGGAUAUGGAUAUGGGCAGUACAAGGGAGAACAUCCCUGUAAACAGAAAUUAUCAUAGAACUCUGAAUUUAUAA
Daucus carota subsp. sativus is the source of this 1922-nucleotide messenger RNA. RefSeq names its product inositol transporter 1. The record is from RefSeq and is a predicted model, not a curated record. Gene Ontology annotation, molecular function: transmembrane transporter activity. The coding region runs from base 164 to 1642 and encodes 492 amino acids. Gene Ontology annotation, cellular component: membrane. Gene Ontology annotation, biological process: transmembrane transport. Lineage: Eukaryota; Viridiplantae; Streptophyta; Magnoliopsida; Apiales; Apiaceae. The transcript has 6 exons.